AUGAAGACGGUGGCGAGAAAAACGUCGGUGUGGUCGAACGCGCUCGCGGCGAGCGCGACGGUCGCGGACGCGACGACGGCGAGGGACGACGCGCGCGCGAAGGGUGCGAGUUUUGAGGCCCGAGGGGAGGACGAGGAGGCGCGCGUGCGACGGGCGGCGAGCGAAUUGCGGGUGAAGUUGCUCGAUGAGAUCGUCAGAGGGGCGGCGAAGCGCGAGCCGAGCGAUGAAGACGGGGUGAGGGGGUCGGAGGAUGCGGACGCGCGACGAGCGAGACGCGCGGGGCGAGACGCGUUUCUCGCGGCGACGGCGAAGGAUGGAGACGAAGACGAGGACGCGAUCGCGCGGAUGCGCGCGGCGGUGAAUUUCGUCAUGGGAUUUUGCGCGGAGAUUUUGCAACCGAGCGAUGACGGCGGUUCGCCGGCGGUGAUGCCGCCGCUCGGGACGCACGUCAUUCUACGCGCCGACGUCGAGGCUGAAGGCGAGCGAAGCGUGUACUUUCAAGAGCAAUGUUCUUACGAUUUCGACGAAAUACGCACCGCGGAUCACUUCAUCGACUAUGAACGACAGUUUGUUCACGCGAGCGCCAAGGUUCAAACCGCGCCGCGGGUGUCAACAUCCGGGUCUGUGAUCGACGUCCACUUCGAUUUGCCGAAGCCGAGCGACAGUUCGACCACGAACAAUAUUCGAGAAGGGAACUUUGUCGAAGUGCGCGGAUGCUCUGGCCACCCGGAUUACUUGGGACGGCGAGGCGAAUGCAACAACAGUGGGGAAGUGUUUGAGUUCAAUUUACCGUCGCUUCGCAUCUCUGGUCUCGGUCGAGCGUACCCCGUCGCCGAAAUCGUAGGCGAAGUGACUGUUCGAGGUUGUACGUCGGGAUUGAAAACGUCGCUAAAGUUUCGACCGUUCGACGUGGAAACGUCGCCGUCGUUUCGAAACAUCGUCAGCGGAACCAUGGUUCGAAAUAACACCGAGGUCAAACGAUUGAUUCUCGGCACUUGGGACACGCGGGUGUUGCUCGGCUGCAUUUGCGAGGAUCGUGACUCGCUCGACGACGUCUUGCACGCCGCGAGAGAUUUCAAAGUCCCUCCGUUGACGACGGCGACGGGAGUCCGAAGUUUACUCCAAGCUCUCGAAUCACCCGGAAGUAUGUCCAACAAAAGACUAUGGCAAACCAUCGUGGAGGCGCUGCGCGUGGCGAAUUUACACGAGCCUGAACGCUCCGUCGUGCAAGAAGUGCUCGGCGAACCGGCGACGGCGACGCGCGAGAAAAUUGAAGAGGGCUCGACGAUGGCUUAUGAGCUCGCGGUCAUAGUGGCGAACUCGCCUCCGCCGGAUGCACCGCCGCCUUUACCCAGAUACUGGUCUCCGCGAACGAAAAAGAAUUAA
This is a messenger RNA of Ostreococcus lucimarinus CCE9901, 1386 nucleotides long. RefSeq lists its product with no specific name. NCBI's taxonomy places the organism in Eukaryota, Viridiplantae, Chlorophyta, Mamiellophyceae, Mamiellales, Bathycoccaceae. The transcript has a single exon. The coding region runs from base 1 to 1386 and encodes 461 amino acids. The record is from RefSeq and is a predicted model, not a curated record.